AUUCCAGAGCAAUCUAUCUCAUACGUUAACUGUCAUUUCCUUUCUCCCCAAGGGCAGUCCUCAUCAGACCAUGUCCCUUCCAGAUUGUGUCUGCUCUGAUGGUUCAAUCUGAGCCAUGGAAAUGGGAAACCACAGCUGGGGGACAGACUUCAUCUUGGUGGGUCUUUUCCAGUACGGCCAGAUGGACGCUCUCCUCUUCACAGUCAUCACCAUCCUCUUUGCAGUAGCUCUGAUAGGCAACAUCACACUGGUCCUCCUCAUCAGGCUGGACCGAAGACUCCACACCCCCAUGUACUUCCUCCUCAGCCAGCUCUCCAUCAUCGACAUAAUGUACAUCUCCACCACUCUGCUGCUGGGCUUCAUGUCCUAUGACAGGUACAUAGCCAUCUGCCAGCCCCUGCACUAUCCUGUGCUCAUGAGCAGGAAGAUCUGCUGUUCCAUGGUGUCCUGUGCCUGGAGCAGCAGCUCCAUCAAUGCUUUAGUGCACACGCUGUAUGCAUUUCAACUUCCAUUCUGUGGAUCUCGAAUUGUGAACCACUUCUUCUGUGAGGUCCCAUCUCUCCUGCCAUUGGUGUGUGAAGACACAUCCCAAUAUGAGCACACAAUUUUAAUGAGUGGCCUUGUCAUUCUGAUGCUCCCCUUCCUGGCCAUUCUAGCUUCCUAUGCUUGCGUGUUGGUUGUUGUAUUCCAGAUGCACUCAGGGAAAGGGCAGAGUAGAGCCCUGUCCACCUGCUCCUCCCAUCUGACUGUGGCCAGCAUGUUCUAUGUUACCACUCUCUCCACCUACACCCAGCCACAUUCCCUGCAUUCUCCUUCAAGGGACAAGGUGCUGGCUGUGCUUUACUCAGUUGUCACUCCUGUUCUCAACCCCUUUAUCUACAGCCUGCGUAACAAUUAA
Messenger RNA from Myodes glareolus (Bank vole), 898 nucleotides. The record is from RefSeq and is a predicted model, not a curated record. NCBI's taxonomy places the organism in Eukaryota, Metazoa, Chordata, Mammalia, Rodentia, Cricetidae.